GUAGUUGGUGCUUUUAUGUGAGUCUAUCGCGUUGCCUCCUUAAGCCACCUCCGAUCAUCGUUUGGUUUGCAUUUGUUGUUCCGGCACACAAGGCCAGAUACCGGAGACGAGCCAUCCCUCCAGUUACAAAUAAAGACCUUCCGGAAUAUUUCCCUUUUUGCGGUACAAGGCCUUUUCUUUUGCCUUGUCAAAGUCUUCUUGGCAGACCUUCAUUCGGCGUUCUCUCAGCGCCAGCAUACCCGCUUCGGUGCACACCGCUUUGAUAUCGGCACCACUUAGCUCGUCGCGACUCUGAAUAAAUUUUUCCAGGUCGACCUGUUUCAGUUUUGAAAAAAUGAUCACGAAGAGAGCGAUUGAAAGUGUUGAGUUGAGAACGAAUCAACGCCAAACAUGAAACACCUGCGUAGUAUGAAAAGAUAAACUACCUGUUCCGACAAACACGGUUCCCGGGUCCCGUUGGGGUCCCGUUGACGACAGAACACCAUCAUCGAUCGCCGUCGUCGUCGCCGUCGCCGUCGUUCACCAGCACCAGAAUCGCAAAAAACUUACGUCUUCCGCCAGGGUCAUCUUGUUUGUGUGGAUGUUGAAAAUGUGUCGCUUCGUCUUGGUGUCGGGAAGCGGGAACUCGAUCUUUCGGUCGAUGCGGCCGGGCCGGAUGAGGGCGGGAUCGAGACUCUCGAUUCGAUUCGUGGCCAUAAUGACCUUGACAUCACCGCGCUCGUCGAAGCCGUCCAGCUGGUUGAGGAGCUCGAGCAUUGUGCGCUGGAUUUCUCGGGUGCCGCCACUGGAAGAAUCGUACCGCUUGCUUCCCACCGCGUCGAUCUCGUCGAUGAAUACGAUCGUCGGGCUGAGGUCGUCGGCCACCCGGAAGAGUUCCCGGACCAGCUUCGGACCGUCUCCGAGGUACUUCUGGAUGAGUUCCGAUCCAACGACGCGCAAAAACGUGGCCGAGGUGUGGUUGGCAACCGCCUUGGCCAGRAGYGUUUUUCCCGUUCCCGGUUCUCCGUAGAGAAUGACUCCCUUGGGUGGUUUGAUUCCGAUGUCUUCGUAGAGUUCCGGAUGCGCGAGCGGGAGCUCGACCGCCUCCUUGAUUUCCUGGAUUUGUUCCUCCAGUCCUCCGAUGUCGGCGUAGCUCUCGAGGGGCGCCUUUUCGACCUUCAUGACGCUCACCAUGGGAUCCGUGUCGUCGGCAAGAAUCCCAACGACACUCAUCGUCUUGUUGUGCAGCAGGACAGAGCACCCGGGUUCCAGCAGGUCCUGGUUGACGCUGGAGAGAAUGUUGACGUAGUAUUCGGGGCCAACGGAGGAACUCACGAUCGCGUGGUUGUCGUCGAUGAGCUCCUCCAGGGUGCCGACUCCAAGCGGAGAACCCCGGAGYUCCUCUAGCUUCUCCCGUUCUUCCUGGUCCCGYUCCUCGUGCGGCUUGAAGACCUCGUGGUUGCGGAUAAACUCCUCUUCCAUGAGGAGGUAAUCCUUCACGCGCUCCAGCUUUAGGAGGCGCAGCUUGCACUUCGAGGUGGGGACGAUCGUUGGCGUUUUGUUCAGGCCCGAGGGACCCUUUCGACGGCGGCGGCGGCCCUGCCGGGUGGCCGGGCGCGGCUCGAAUCGCUUUUUCUUCUUCUUCUUCUCGGCUCCGUCGGGGUCGUCCUUCCCGCUGCGAUCGGCGGGGGGGCCGCCGCCUUCGCCUCCCGGUGGCAUGUUACCCAURGCGAAUG
Molecule: messenger RNA, 1715 nt
Organism: Pseudo-nitzschia multistriata
Lineage: Eukaryota; Bacillariophyta; Bacillariophyceae; Bacillariales; Bacillariaceae
Source: the annotation of a GenBank genome assembly